AUGUUUCGCAGUACACAAGGCUGCUGGACCUGUCGUCUAAGACAUAAGAAAUGCGACGAAACACACCCAUUUUGUCAGGUUUGUACCUCGCGAGAUAUCCAGUGCGACGGGUACAACGAGAAACCUGCGUGGUUGGACGGCGGGCUGAGGGAGCAACAGUACCGCGCCGAGAUCAAGCAGGCUGUCAAGAGGAAUUUCAAGUUGAAGAAACGAGGAGUUUCAAACUUUUCUACCGUGGCUGAAGGGAAUUCUGCCGCCAACUCGCGAGAGGAAGGUGGACCGGUCUCAUCUUCUACUCCAGGGCCUCAGAGGCAGUCUACCGUCUCGGUAUCGCGGCAGAGACCCAACCUCCCUGGGGCACCAGCUUCAACUCCGGACAUCAUCACGCAGCUGACUCCUUUGUCAGACACUCCCACGUCGCUUGCCAGAUUUCCGAACGAGCAGGCUCAGACAUCCGAGUUGGUUGGCCGCAGAGUCACGAACUACCGCGAUGCUGAGCUGGUGAUGCAUUAUUUCGAUCACGUCUUCCCUCUUCAGUUCCGGUUUCACACACAGGAUCUCAACGGUGGAGGUCGCGGCUGGUUGCUUUGGCUGCUGGUCAAGUCGGGUCCCUUGUAUCAUGCGACGCUGAGUCUUAGUGCCCUGCACCAAUUCACUCUGCGGUUCCAUAAUCAAGGCGACAAGUACGCCGAACUGAAGGAAUAUCACACCACCGCCCUACGGGACCUACAGCUGUUCUUACAGCACACCCAAGAAAGUGGAGGCUUAGAUGAAAGAUCACGGCAGAUUGAAGUUUUGGCUUGUGGCGUUUCUCUAAUCAGCUUUGAGCUGUUCCGUGGUGGUGUGAGUGAUUGGCAGCCUCAUCUGAAUGCACUCGCAUCAAUUGUGGCGGCUCUCGAGAACGAUCCGGCGAACUCGAGACAAAUAGAAGGGGAAACAUCAUUUCAGCAAGCAGGAGGGUCGAUGCAGAUGGAAGAUGCCGCUUUGCCUUUCCUCAUUGCUGUCGUGUUGUGGUUCGACUUGGUUUCUUGUGCAUCUACAGGUUCAGCACCUCGCCUUUCCUACACCUCUUUGAUGGUAGACCACAAAAUUGAUCUGGCGGGAGUCAUGGGGUGCCAGAACUGGGCCAUGGCCGCAAUUGGUGAUCUCGCAUGGCUCAAUGCCUGGAAGAAAUUUGCUCAACAAUCUGGUGCAUUGAAUAUCCGAGAACUCGUCGUUCGAGGGCGAAGGGUGGAAGAAAAACUCGGGCAUGGCCUAGCCAUGCUUGAUUCGCAGAACCACUUCGAGUUGGCAAUUGUGUCCAGGACGAGUUCUGGACGGUAUCCGAACUUCUCUUGCUCUUACAUUUCGAUCGUCGUGACCAGGGUUUUUGCCUGUGCUGCACUUGUGCAAUUGCGCACGAUAGUGUCAGGAUCAUUUCCGGACCUACCAGAGGUAUGUCAUGCAGUAGACAGAACAAUCUCUGCACUGCAACAAGUCAAAGAUCCCCAAGACAUGCGUGGUCUAAUAUGGCCAAUUUGCAUAUCUGGCUGUAUGGCAGGACCUUCUCGACAAUCAUUUUUCGAAAGCCUGAUCAAGUCCGUCCUCGGAAACGGCCAACAGGAUUUCGGAAAUUCCGCCACAAUUCUUCGAGUGAUGAAGAAAUGUUGGGAAUCGCGACUGAUGGAUCCCAGUCAAGAAUGGGAUUGGGCAAGAGCAAUGGCCGAAAUGGGCAUUUGUGGCCUCCUUGUCUGA
Molecule: messenger RNA, 1734 nt
Organism: Rhinocladiella mackenziei CBS 650.93
Lineage: Eukaryota; Fungi; Ascomycota; Eurotiomycetes; Chaetothyriales; Herpotrichiellaceae
Exons: 2
Coding region: 1-1734 (577 amino acids)
Biological process (GO): positive regulation of transcription by RNA polymerase II
Cellular component (GO): nucleus
Molecular function (GO): transcription cis-regulatory region binding; zinc ion binding; DNA-binding transcription factor activity, RNA polymerase II-specific
Source: RefSeq, a predicted model, not a curated record